Phalaenopsis equestris is the source of this 1345-nucleotide messenger RNA. Its product is annotated as glyceraldehyde-3-phosphate dehydrogenase B, chloroplastic-like. Lineage: Eukaryota; Viridiplantae; Streptophyta; Magnoliopsida; Asparagales; Orchidaceae. Gene Ontology annotation, molecular function: glyceraldehyde-3-phosphate dehydrogenase (NAD+) (phosphorylating) activity; NADP binding; NAD binding. The record is from RefSeq and is a predicted model, not a curated record. Gene Ontology annotation, cellular component: chloroplast. Gene Ontology annotation, biological process: glucose metabolic process.
AAAGAGCAAAUGCUAUCCUUAAAUCAGCUAUCUUGAACUCUCCCUUCUCCCUCCCCUACAGGCAAAAUUCUCCUCUCCCCGAUCCCACAGUCACCAGAGUCCGCCAUCAAACACAUACGAUUCAACUCUCUCUCCUCUGUGUUCAGCCUGCAACAAUGGCUACCCAUUCAGCUCUCACCUCUUCAAGGUUUCCCUCAACCCCCAGCCUUCGCUCCAAGAGGCUCGAUGUUGCAGAGUUCAGUGGGCUUCGAUCCAGCUCAUACAUGGCGUUCCCCAGCCCAGCAAGGGAUCAGCUCUCCUUCUCAGAGCUUGUUGCAGCACAGCUGGCCACCAAGGUUAAUGGAAGGGGAGCAGUGAGAGGAGAGACAGUGGCGAAGCUUAAGGUGGCCAUUAAUGGCUUCGGAAGGAUUGGAAGAAACUUCCUCAGAUGCUGGCAUGGAAGAAAGAACUCUCCGCUUGAUGUCGUCGUUGUAAACGAUAGCGGCGGAGUUAAAAAUGCGUCUCAUCUGCUGAAAUAUGAUUCAAUGUUGGGGACAUUUAAGGCAGAUGUGAAGAUUGUUGAUGGUGAAACCAUUAGUGUUGAUGGAAAGCCUAUAAAGGUGGUUGCCAAUAGGGAUCCUUCGAAGCUCCCUUGGGCUGAUCUUGGCAUAGAUAUUGUUAUUGAGGGAACUGGUGUAUUUGUCGACGGCCCGGGCGCUGGAAAGCACAUACAAGCCGGAGCUAAAAAAGUUAUAAUUACAGCGCCGGCCAAAGGAGCUGAUAUCCCAACCUAUGUGUUCGGAGUUAAUGAAGGAGAUUACUACCACGAGGCCUCCGAUAUAAUAAGCAAUGCAUCUUGCACAACAAACUGCCUGGCGCCUUUUGUGAAGAUCAUAGAUGAGGAGUUCGGCAUUGUGAAGGGAACCAUGACCACAACUCACUCUUAUACAGGCGAUCAGCGGCUACUGGACGCCUCACACCGCGACCUCCGCCGCGCGAGGGCCGCCGCUCUGAACAUCGUCCCGACGAGCACCGGAGCGGCGAAGGCCGUCUCCCUCGUCCUUCCUCGGCUCAAAGGAAAGCUCAACGGAAUCGCUCUUCGAGUCCCGACCCCCAAUGUCUCUGUGGUCGAUCUCGUCGUCAAUGUCGCGAAGAAAGGAAUCACCGCCGACGAAGUUAACGAUGCCUUCCGCCGCUCCGCCGACGGUCCCCUCAACGGCGUCCUCGCCGUCUGCGAUGCCCCCCUCGUGUCCGUCGAUUUCCGCUGCACCGACGUCUCAUCCACCAUUGAUUCCACUCUCACCAUGGUUAUGGGCGACGAUAUGCUCAAGGUGGUCGCUUGGUAUGACAAUGAGUGGGGUUACAG